This is a messenger RNA of Clarias gariepinus (North African catfish), 2225 nucleotides long. It is a transcript of the gene ccne2, whose product is annotated as cyclin E2. NCBI's taxonomy places the organism in Eukaryota, Metazoa, Chordata, Actinopteri, Siluriformes, Clariidae. Gene Ontology annotation, cellular component: centrosome; cytoplasm; nucleus. The transcript is spliced from 11 exons. The record is from RefSeq and is a predicted model, not a curated record. Gene Ontology annotation, biological process: G1/S transition of mitotic cell cycle; regulation of cyclin-dependent protein serine/threonine kinase activity. Gene Ontology annotation, molecular function: cyclin-dependent protein serine/threonine kinase regulator activity. Bases 72 to 1256 code for a protein of 394 amino acids.
GCCGGCGCCAGCUGAUGUCUGUUCAUUCUCUCUGCAGCUGGCGUUUGAACUAACUUGAUAUUGGAAAAAAAAUGUCCAAACGCAGUUGCCGUAACACACUGCAAGAAAGAGAUGAAAACACAACAGACCAAAAUGCCAUCUGUCCUAGGAAGAGAAAAGCUGAGCAGUGCAAAAGAAAAACUCCAGCAGCCAAGAAACAAAGUUAUGAAAUUCAGAACCGGUGGGUGGAAGGAGAUGUUAGCCCAUGCGUCCUUGUCGAGACACCUCACAAGGAACUUGAAGAGACCAGUAACUUGUCUGGUUUUAAGCACUUCCGGUUCAAGAAUCUGUUCAUUAAGCCCUCGCCGCUGCCUUGUCUCAGCUGGGCUAGCUCAGAUGAUGUCUGGAUUAAAAUGCUGAAUAAAGAACUAAAGUACAUCCAUGAUAAAAACUUCAUGCAGCAGCACCCCAGCCUACAACCAAAAAUGAGAGCCAUUCUCCUUGACUGGCUUUUAGAGGUAAGUGAGGUGUAUACACUUCACCGUGAGACCUUUUACCUGGCUCAAGACUUCUUUGAUCGCUUCAUGCUGACUCAGGUAGCCAUUGGGAAGAACCAGUUGCAACUCAUUGGCAUUACUUCACUAUUUAUCGCAUCUAAAUUGGAGGAAAUCUAUCCGCCAAAGCUUCAAGAGUUUGCGUAUGUCACAGAUGGUGCCUGUGAUGAAGAUGAAAUCCUUGAAAUGGAGCUGAUAAUGCUAAAAGCAUUGAAUUGGCACCUCUGUCCAGAAACUCCAAUUUCUUGGUUGAAGCUUUAUGCUCAAGUGGGCUCUCUGAAGGAAGGACCAAAUUUUCUUGUGCCUCAGUUUUCUCAGGAAGCCUAUAUACAAAUGACCCAGUUGUUGGAUCUUUGUAUAUUGGACAUUAACUCACUGGAUUACCAGUAUGGAGUUUUGGCUGCUGCUGCGUUUUGUCACUUUACCUCAAUUGAAGCUGUGCAGAAAGUAUCUGGUCUGACAUGGGACAGUAUAUCUAGCUGUGUGCGCUGGAUGGCCCCGUUUGUGAGGACUGUGAAUGAACAUGGUCAGCCGAAACUGAAGGACUUCAAAAAGAUUGUAGCAGAGGACAGGCACAACAUCCAGACUCAUGUGGACUACCUGUCCAUGUUGAAUGACGCUCACCAGCGACAGCAGGAGAACCUGGAUCGGUUGUCUCCGGUGGCUGUAGGAGGCUUGCUAACUCCACCCAAAAGCACAGAAAAGCCCACUAUUAAUAUAUGAAAGGCUUGAGGGGGGAUGAAAACUGCUUCUGAUCGUCAUAACUUGGCAGUCAACAGGACAAGCAUGCAUUUCGUGGUGCAAAGAGCCUCUUGAUUUGUGAAGAGCCUGCUGUAUCAACACUUUUCCAAGACUUGUUUCAUAUUAAAUCAGUGUUGAGAAGAGCAUUCCAGGAAAAGAGACAGUCCUGUGUUUUUAAAUAACAUUGGUCAUGACCUCGCAAGAUGGUGUUAAAACCAUAUGUGCCUUUCAUCGAAGACUCUCUGAGAAAUUGUUUACAAGUAUUUAAGCUCUAUAAAAGAUUUGGGGCUUUUCUCAAAUAUCCAGAGCAAUGCAGUGUUUGUAUUCAGGAUUGCUCACUCAUUUUGUAGGAUUUUUGUGUUUAUUUUUAUUUUAUUUUUUUAGCUGUAUAAAAGUAUGUUGAAUGUUGAUGGACUAAACUAUGUUGCCAUAGGAUUACUAGUCAGUGCUGCUCUAAACCUUUGGUUAUUGUGAAGCUGAAAUGCAGCAUGGAGAUACGGAACCUGGUAUGGACGAGUUAAGUCGUUCUCAAAUGUGCUGCAUUGUUGGAGUUUUCAUUCUUAGGAACCACAUUCCUUAGACUGGUUAUUUUAUCACAGGAAAAGAUGUUCGAAUUUACAAUUGCAAAUGUAUUUGCAUAUUUAUGGUGCCACCUUUCUAUUUUAAAUUUAUAGAAUUUUCAUGAUGCUAUGAAUUUCCUUUCAUUUAAUUGCCAAAGGCAAAUAUUUAAUUCAGUAGGUGCUUAUUUAUGAAAGAUUGUAAGAUGCAGUAUUGUACUGGACCUUACGUUUGUAGCAAAUCCUGAUUCUAUUUUUAAUGCUCAACUGGGAGCCAAAUACAGUGCCUGUAAAGAUGGUAUAAAACUGUAUAUAAGAGAAUGUGUACAUAUGGUAAUGUCAAGAUGAUUUCACUGUCCUAGUUAAAUAUGAAAUAUUAAAAGAUUGGUUAAAA